GUCAUUUUGGAUUGUGUUCGUUUGUUGAAAUUGUCACUUAGUGAAUAACUUGAAAUCUGUAUUCGCCGCAAAAAAAAAACUUGGAAAAUGAUUCGCGCAAUGUUAUUUACCAAAUGGAAUCGGUCGGUGGCAGGAUCACUGGUCAAUUACUGGGAUAACUCCACUUUGAAGCUUUUGAGUGGCAAUAAAGCAUAUCCCCGUGCUGUGAUCCUGAACCCAGCACGCUGCUUUUCUGUUGGAGGUGGCGAUGAUGACAAACCCAAAACCACGCCUCCUGGUUUUGUGGCUCCCGGCUCCACUGGUAAAUCCUCCCCAUUUAACGCUGGUAUCCUCGGAAGCAGCACCUUGGGAAAUAAACCAAAAAACACCACCCAGAAAGAUUUGACAACAUCAGAGGUUCAGUCGCCACCCGUUUCAAUAGUCACCUCUGGCGGAAAACUUGGCAGAGUCGAUCCUCUGGACACCAUCGUCCGCAGCAAGGCCACCGAAGAAAGUUCCGGAUCCUCAAAUGAGGAUAAGAAGAGCGAGGCCCAGAAAAAGGCAGCAGAGGCCAAGGAAGCGGCUGCCAAGCAGUUGCAGGACAUCAUGGCCAAUAUGCCUAGCAAGCAACAGACUGAAAAAUACUUCUUUCGCGUUGUGGCCUUCAUUUAUGACUUGUCCUACCUCACCGCCACCUGGCUGCUGAAUUUUAUCGAACACAAUAUCGUUCGGAACGCCAAGGUUCAGUACUACUGGAAGAGAUUCCAUGAGAAAAUGGAGCAGGCCAAGAAGGAUUAACUCCCAGCGGAGUACAAAUUUAUAUUAUACAACUCAUGCGAAAGCAAAAAAAUAAAACAAAUCGCUGACGAAUCGAAA
Messenger RNA from Drosophila rhopaloa, 855 nucleotides. RefSeq lists its product as uncharacterized. The transcript has 2 exons. Lineage: Eukaryota; Metazoa; Arthropoda; Insecta; Diptera; Drosophilidae. The record is from RefSeq and is a predicted model, not a curated record. The coding region runs from base 88 to 777 and encodes 229 amino acids.